Messenger RNA from Cylindrotheca closterium, 366 nucleotides. Lineage: Eukaryota; Bacillariophyta; Bacillariophyceae; Bacillariales; Bacillariaceae. The record is from the annotation of a GenBank genome assembly.
ACCCUAUACUUGGCUUCUGCCAACUUUUUGUGGGGCGACAAACAACAAGAGCAGAUGCCUGCUUGUCCUGAACAAGAGAAUCAAGAACAAGAGCAACAAGAACAAGAACAAGAGCAGCAAGAACAAGACGAACAACAAGAGCAGAUGCCUGCUCGUCCUGAACAACGGAAUCAAGUUCAUGACCAAGCGCGACAGGGUGUACAACAGGAUGGGGUCCAAAACUUUCUAGAGUUUACGCUUCAGCAACAGCACGCUUGGCUCCAAGCACAAUGUGACUGGUGCUUUGCAGUUGCGGACCACUUUCAACCAAUGACAUACACAACAGUUGAAAUCGCGUUCAGCACAGUAACAAGCACUCAAGGAUAG